Molecule: messenger RNA, 755 nt
Organism: Glycine soja
Lineage: Eukaryota; Viridiplantae; Streptophyta; Magnoliopsida; Fabales; Fabaceae
Exons: 1
Coding region: 288-635 (115 amino acids)
Source: RefSeq, a predicted model, not a curated record
AAGUCAAGAAGCCCCACAUUUGACUUAAAACCCUUCACCAGCUCAAACAAUGGUCACAAUUUCAAUAGAAUUGCAUAAACUGGGUGCCAACACGUUAUAUAUAUAGCAUGCUGACAAGGAACAAGACCCCACUUACUAGAAUAAUCUCCUACCUUUCUUUCCUUCCGAUUCUAAUUCAAAUAACGUACACCUCAUCCCAACAACUCCACAUUAUCACAUUCUUCAUUUUCCCACUAAUUAGCUCAGAGGGUGUCAAAUUCCCUUAGCGAAGUUUAUCCAAUUUUUUCAUGCCCCAAAAUUGUAUGAUGGAGCCAGAGUACACAGGAGAAUCAGCAUGUUGCUUUUGCUUCCCGUCCACCAAGAAGAGUGUUGCAAGGAAUGGUAAAAGAAGCAGUGGAGUGUUGUUGAGUUCAGAACACGUUGAGUGGGGUAAGAAUGAUGAAAUACUCUCAGACACGAGCACCUUUUCGGUGAAAGAACAAGAAAGGAGGCUGAAGAAAGCGUUGGAAGAGGAAGAGAGGGCAAGCAAGGAAGCUGAGAGGAUUGUCAAAUGGGUGAAGCAGGAAUCAGCUAGAAUUGAUGUUUCUGCAAUCAAAUCAAUUCUCAGUGACGAGAAAGAAGCAAAUGUUAAGUGAUACUUGACUACUUGUGAGUUUGUAAUUGAUCUCUGUUGUCUUUCUCUUAAACUUUAUUUUGGUAAGUUGUAAUUACAAGAAAUUCGAAUGUGUAUAGAAAAUUAACCGGAGGCAUGCUAA